AUGAAAUGUGUUUUCUUAAGAUAUCCUAAUGGUGUUAAAGGUUAUAGAUUGUGGCUUAGAAGUGUACUCGGCUUUAAGGUCGUGAUAAGUCGAGAUGUAGUCUUUAAUGAAUCUGAAAUGCCAUGUUUAGUUGCUUCUUUGCCUGCUCCUUUACGUGAUGAAUCUGAAAAUGCUCCAAAUACGGUGGAGCAAUUGAGUGGGUUAAGUGAUUUCGAUAAUUCUGAAAAUAUGCAUGCUGAAACUGAAAUCGAACGUGCUGUGUUUGAUAAUCAACCUGCUAAAAUUGCUGAAAAUGAAUCUGUUGCAGCUGAAACUAAAAAUCAGCAUUUUGAAAAUUUCAAAAAUGUCGAUGUGCAUGAUGAAUAUGUGGAAAAUGUUCCUGAAAAUGAUGUUGAUUUGCAUGAUUAUCAACUUUCUAGAGAUAGGACUAGAAGGAAGCGUAAGAAACCUUAUAAGUUUGAUGAUUUUCACAUGACUUCAUAUGCUUUUGGUGUUUUCGAAUGCAUUGAUAAUUGUCAGCCUAAGUCUUAUGAGGAAGCUUAUAAAUCUGUGAAUUCUUUGCAAUGGAUGAAUGCUAUGCGUGAAGAAAUUAAUUCGUUGCAUGUGAAUCAUACUUGGUCGCUUGUGCCUAAACCUGAUAAUUGUUCCUUAGUGGAUUGCAAAUGGUUAUAUAAGGUAGUGUACUAUGUGUUUGCUGCCUGUUUUGAUACUUGUUCUAACUUCGUGGAAGUGCAGGUGUCGUCGUUAGGCAAUGAUGAAAGUCCUCCGGCUCCUCAAGGUGUCUGCAUCCGCCAGAGCUUCCGUGGCCACUUGCUCUUUUGUCUCCUCCUUAUCAAGAAGCCGAUUUGGAGCCUAUCGUCAAGGUCCCUAGCGAAAAAUGCGAGCUUGUCCGAGCUAGGGUUUGGUCCCGCGACGAGUUGUCGAAUAGGAGGACGAGGAGACUCGUGGAAGUGGACGGCGGCCGCAGAGGGGGGUGUGACGGAGCCACGACAAUUGACAAGUUUUGGGAAGCAUUGA
Striga hermonthica is the source of this 1017-nucleotide messenger RNA. The record is from the annotation of a GenBank genome assembly. NCBI's taxonomy places the organism in Eukaryota, Viridiplantae, Streptophyta, Magnoliopsida, Lamiales, Orobanchaceae.